Messenger RNA from Fusarium proliferatum ET1, 1890 nucleotides. RefSeq lists its product as uncharacterized. The record is from RefSeq and is a predicted model, not a curated record. Gene Ontology annotation, biological process: DNA-templated transcription. The transcript has 5 exons. Lineage: Eukaryota; Fungi; Ascomycota; Sordariomycetes; Hypocreales; Nectriaceae. Bases 1 to 1890 code for a protein of 629 amino acids. Gene Ontology annotation, molecular function: zinc ion binding; DNA binding.
AUGCUUCCGAUUCUGAAUGAGAAGGAUUUCUGGCUGUCAUAUAAUGCGGUGGAUAAUGAUGUCGAGUAUGAGAUGCCGAUGCUGGUGCUGCAGGGGAUAUUGUUCAUUUCCUCCGGGUUUGUUUCGUCGGAUACGAUUAAGAUGCUGGGCUUUGAGGAUGUACACCAGGCCAAACUCGCAUUUUAUCGUCGAUCAAAGCUUCUCUAUGACUUCAGCGUCGAAAAGUCUUGCAUCGCCAUAGCCCAAGCCUCCCUCCUCCUCGCGCACACACAUCUCAUUCCCCGCUGCAUAGCAGGCAACAAGCCCCUCGGCUCAAUCUGGCUCGGCAUCGCUAUAUCCUACGCCCGCGUCGCCAAAGCGCACUGCUACUCGUCCCUGCGCCCCAACAAAGACACCGAAGUAGCCAAGGUCCAAAAACUGCGCAACACCCUCAAGCGCCUCUGGUGGUGCUGCAUCAUCUGCGACCGUUUACUUCCUCUAACAUCCCGCCAGAGCAUAAAGAUCACACCCUCAAACUUUAGCUUUUCUUGCUCAAAGUUGGGAAGUGCGGAUUUAUGCGAUGAGCUGUAUAAUUCUGAUGUUUAUGACUCUACGACCAAGACGCUGCAUGCAGAGUUACUUUCGAGGCUGGUUGAUCUUUGUGUGGUGCUGACGGAUGUUUUGACGGUUACGUCGGUGCUGUAUAAUAAUCCGUCGUGGAUGUUAUCGGGGAGGAUGGAGGUUGGCAAGGAUGCGAGUUUGUGUCAGAUGGAGCUUUGUAGGUGGUAUAGUUCGUGGAGUGAGACCAAGACGACGUUGGAUGAGAGGAUGGCUGAGGAAAUUUCGCCGUCUUCGUCGAUUAUCUUGUUUAAGAAUCUCAUUGAGAUGUACUACCAUUCCGCAAGGCUAUCUGUUUGCCAUUACAACAUUCUUCGAUCAAGUUUAUUGCCGCCCACUCAAUCCGAUAUACAGCUCCGACGACAAAGCGAAGAUCUUCAAGGCUCAGCAUCACGCGUGACCGAGUGUCUGCUCGACAUCGGGUGCACGGCAUUUCCACUAGCACUGCAGAUGAUCGACGUUGAACUUCUCCGUCCCAAAAAGCCAGCAUCACCAGAAGAAGGCGUCAAGCUCACCCAAAAGGAACAGCACGUCGAGAAUAUCCUCAAACAGAUGAAGAGCUAUAAGAAGAAAUAUUACAUCACAGACUGGGUCAUGCGAGCUAUUCGACAUGUCGUUGAACUUGCCAGACAGCGAUCACCAGCACCGAUGUCCACCGACGACGACUCACCGACCAGUUGUCUCGAUAUGCUCAAAACACGACCUAGUUACUACUUACGACUCGUCAUGACUCUUGAUAUGAGUAUCAGCAACGGUAGACUCCCAGACGAAUGCGAUUUCCCCCCAUCUCUACGAAAGGCCGGUCGUGGGCUAAGCUCCAGAUCCCAAGCAAUAUCCAUGCCAACCGUCGACGAGCAAUCAAUGAAGCGUUUCUCCGCCAUGAACAAACAUCUCAUCCCCGACAAUCUGACAGAUUUUAUGGACCACAACAACAUCAUGACAACAAAUCUCCAAACUCAAGAUCUACGCAACAUCGACCAAGAAGCCUUCUUCAACAACAAACAGCCCUUUCCCGCUGAUCUAACAGCAGCGUUAUGCGAGAUUACGAAUAUUCCACCGCUGGAUUUUAGCGAUAUGUCCUUGAUGGAUUCAACACACUUUAAUGAUUUUGGUGGCGUUCCGUUUUGGCCUUAUGAUUUAUUGGGGUCUCCGCCUGAUCAGGCUGGUGGACAGGUCGAGGAGGUUGGGAUGGGUGAUAUGUUUACGGGACUGAUGGGCGAUAUGAAUGAUAAGACUUACGAAGGGAAUGGAAAGGAGAGUGCAGCUGAUGAUUUGGUCAUGAAUUCCUUUUGA